This is a messenger RNA of Malurus melanocephalus (red-backed fairy wren), 1764 nucleotides long. It is a transcript of the gene SAMD4B, whose product is annotated as sterile alpha motif domain containing 4B. NCBI's taxonomy places the organism in Eukaryota, Metazoa, Chordata, Aves, Passeriformes, Maluridae. Gene Ontology annotation, biological process: regulation of mRNA stability; negative regulation of translation; nuclear-transcribed mRNA poly(A) tail shortening. Gene Ontology annotation, molecular function: protein binding; mRNA binding; translation repressor activity. Gene Ontology annotation, cellular component: P-body. The record is from RefSeq and is a predicted model, not a curated record.
UCAGGACCCUCCCCUGCUUUCCCAGCCCGGGGGGGCCUCUCGGCAUCCCCCGCCCUCACCCCCCAUGCACUGCCCAGCCCGGGGGGGCCCCCCCGCCACGUGAGGGGGGGGCAGGGCCGCUUUCCCUUUCCCCCCCUCCCCAAACCAUCACCCCCAUUGUUAUUAUCCCCGUUAUUAUCCCCAAUCCCAGCCAUGAUGUUCCGGGAYCAGGUGGGGAUCGUGGCCGGUUGGUUCCGCGGUUGGAGCGAGUGCGAGCAGACGGUGGCACUGCUGGCGCUGCUCAAACGCGUCACCCGCACCCAGGCGCGCUUCCUGCAGCUCUGCCUCGAGCACUCGCUGGCCGACUGUCCUGACAUCCACCUGCUCGAGGCCGAGGCCAACAGCGCCGCUGCCAUCUCGCAGUGGCCCCAGGAGCCCGCUGAGGCCGCGGUGGCCCUGCUGCUGGCCCACCUGCCGCUGCUGCAGCCAGGGAACGCAGCAGCCAAGGCCGAGUACAUGAAGAGGCUGCAGAAAGUUUUGGCCGACGCCAUCGAGAGCAAUCGCUGCGUGGAGGAAUCGCGACAGCUGCUGUCCUACGCCCUGAUCCACCCGGCCACCACGGCCGAUGACCGCAGCGCGCUGGCCCUGUGGCUCGGCCACCUGGAGGAGCGCCUGGCCCCGCCCGGCCCCACCUCAGCUGCAGCUCCCCAGCGCCGGCCCCCGGCCCAUGAGUGGCCUCCCGAGCCCCCGGAGCCUGGGGGUGGCAGUGGGGGGACCACCACGGCAGGAGGUGGGGCUUGGGCAGAGCAGCACCCCCCAGGCACAGCCACGGCACCCCGGGAAAAUGGACACCCCCCAUUCCAGCCUCCUGGAGCCCUGCCGUGCCAGCUGCACCCCAGCCCCUUGAAGCGUUCACUGGCGCUGGUGCCUGGCAGCCCCCAGCCCGGCCCAGGGGGUGACUGGGCAGGGUCCGGGGGGCCCGAGGACCCUCCCACAGCCCCCCGGGGCCCCGCGCCGCCAUUCGGGGACCACGCACCGCUGUCCCCACAGAGCAGCGUGGCAUCAUCGGGCAGUGAGCACACCGAGGAGCCCGGCGGGCGCAACUCCUUCCAAGAGGAUGGCAGCGGCAUGAAGGAUGUCCCCUCGUGGCUGAAGAGCCUGCGACUGCACAAAUAUGCGGCGCUGUUUGCGCAAAUGAGCUACGAGGAAAUGAUGACACUGACUGAGCACCACUUGGAGUCACAGAACGUCACCAAGGGUGCACGGCACAAGAUCGCCCUGAGCAUCCAAAAGCUGCGGGAGCGGCAGAGCGUCCUCAGGGCACUGGAGAAGGACAUCCUGGAGGGGGGCAACCUAUGGACAGCACUGCAGGAGCUGCAGCAGAUCCUGGUGACCCAUGAUGCCUUCACGCCCCCCCCGGCCCCUGUCCCCGACGCCGAGGCCCCUGCGGCCCCUGUCCCUGAUGGGGACAUCCCAGGGCAGUUCACGCCUGGCUCUGUGGGGGGGGGGCGGCGGGGGGGGGGCCGCCCCUUCGCGCUGCCCCCUCGGGCCCUGCCCCCCCCUGCCCGCCUGGGGCUGCUGGGACCCCCCGGGGGGGCCCCCGCCCCCAGACCCCCCCUCGGAGCCCCCUCCUUGGGCACACAGGGACGGCAGAGCCUUUGGUUCGGGGCCGGGGGUGGCCCAGGGGGGUCGCCCGGUAGCCGUGGGGCCGUGCAGAGAACCCACUCCCUGCCUGUGCACAGCUCAGCCCUGCUCGCCUUCCCCCAGGGUAGGGGGGAGCCCUGA